Erinaceus europaeus (western European hedgehog) is the source of this 954-nucleotide messenger RNA. RefSeq names its product olfactory receptor 51Q1-like. The record is from RefSeq and is a predicted model, not a curated record. The transcript has a single exon. Gene Ontology annotation, cellular component: membrane. Bases 7 to 954 code for a protein of 315 amino acids. NCBI's taxonomy places the organism in Eukaryota, Metazoa, Chordata, Mammalia, Eulipotyphla, Erinaceidae. Gene Ontology annotation, molecular function: G protein-coupled receptor activity; olfactory receptor activity. Gene Ontology annotation, biological process: G protein-coupled receptor signaling pathway.
UUAAGUAUGUCUAAGAUGAUGAACACAACACAUGAUGCCUUCUACUUCUUCCUCAUGGGAAUCCCCGGAUUUGAGGCUUACCACUUCUGGAUCUCCAUCCCCUUCUGCUGUUUCUACAUCAUCUCCAUUGUGGGAAACACCACCAUUCUUCUAGUCAUCCGCACUGAAUCAUCCCUCCACCAGCCCAUGUACCUGUUUCUCUCCAUGCUGGCCCUGACUGACCUGGGUCUCACCCUCACCACCCUGCCCACGGUCAUGCAGCUCCUCUGGUUCAAUAGCCAGGCUAUUCAUUUUGAAGCGUGCUUUGUGCAGUUAUUUUUCAUGCAUACCUUCUCCUUUAUGGAAUCCUCUGUUUUGCUGGCCAUGUCCUUUGACCGCUACGUGGCCAUCUGCCGCCCCCUCCAUUAUGCCAACAUCCUCAAUAAUGAGGUCAUUGGUAGGAUUGGAAUAGCCAUCAUCUGCAGAUGUGUCCUGGCUGUUCUUCCUUCUCUCUUUCUACUCAAGCGUCUGCCCUUCUGCCGUUCCCACCUUCUCUCUCACUCCUACUGCCUCCACCAGGAUAUGAUUCGCCUAGUCUGUGCUGACAUCCGGGUCAACAGCUGGUAUGGAUUUGCUCUGGUUUUACUCAUUAUUGUGCUGGACCCUCUGCUCAUUGUGCUGUCCUACACACUCAUUCUGAAGAGCAUCAUGGGCACAGCCACCUGGACUGAGCGACUCAGAGCCCUCAACAACUGUCUAUCACACAUUCUGGCUGUUCUGGUCUUUUAUGUUCCUAUGGUUGGAGUGUCUAUGACUCACAGGUUUGCCAAGCAUGCCUCUCCACUGCUCCAUGUGAUCAUGGCCAAUGUCUAUGUGUUGGCACCUCCUGUGAUGAACCCCAUCAUCUAUAGUGUAAAGACUAAGCAGAUUCGCCAGGGAAUCUCCCAUCUUCUCUUUCAGAGGAAUGUGCACUAA